AUGAAACCCGGAAAGUCUGUGAAGGAUCAUAUGUUGACUAUGAUUGCACACUUCAACGUGACGAAGAAUCUGGGUGCAACUAUUGAUCAGGAAACUCAAGUUGAUAUGGUAUUGAAUUCUUUAUCUGAUAUGUUUUCACAGUUUACUGUGGACUAUCACUUGCAUAAGAUGAAUAUGUCAUUAACUAAGUUGAUGAAUGAGUUGCAAAAUAUGGAAAGUGGUCUCAAGGGUAAGGUUGGUUAUGCUCAUGCGACAAUUGCUAGCUCCUCUGGGUCCAAGCCGAAAGGUGCUUCAAGAGAGCAGAAGACUCAGUGA
This is a messenger RNA of Olea europaea var. sylvestris, 315 nucleotides long. RefSeq lists its product as uncharacterized. The record is from RefSeq and is a predicted model, not a curated record. Lineage: Eukaryota; Viridiplantae; Streptophyta; Magnoliopsida; Lamiales; Oleaceae. The coding region runs from base 1 to 315 and encodes 104 amino acids. The transcript is spliced from 2 exons.